This is a messenger RNA of Funneliformis caledonium, 207 nucleotides long. The record is from the annotation of a GenBank genome assembly. Lineage: Eukaryota; Fungi; Glomeromycota; Glomeromycetes; Glomerales; Glomeraceae.
AUGGAUCACAUUACUGCUUUAGAAAAUAAAAAUGAAGAACUUGAAUAUAAUGCAAGAAGACCUAGCAAAAAAAAAGAUCUAGAUAAAAAACAUAAAAUACACAAAAAACUUUAUACAAAAUAUCAGGAAUCUAGUUCAGAAAGAUCAAGCUCUAAAUAUGAAUCAGAUGAGGUAUUUUACAUUACUGAAUUUUUUGAUAAUGAAUGA